Aplysia californica (California sea hare) is the source of this 2589-nucleotide messenger RNA. RefSeq lists its product as uncharacterized. The record is from RefSeq and is a predicted model, not a curated record. Bases 199 to 1068 code for a protein of 289 amino acids. NCBI's taxonomy places the organism in Eukaryota, Metazoa, Mollusca, Gastropoda, Aplysiida, Aplysiidae. Gene Ontology annotation, cellular component: cytoplasm. The transcript has 10 exons.
AAAGAGCACUCUUGCGUCAAUGUAAACAAGUCGUGUCGCCAACAUCUGUUUUUCGCUUAAAACAUUUUUACUUUUUAUUGCCCCCAAGCUCAAAGCAAGGCGGACUGGUUUUUAUCUCCCCAGCUGUAGCAGUGUGUUCAGGCGAAAUCGGGUGUCACAAGGUUGUGUUCAUCGCUCUUAGCAGUACGUACCACCACGAUGAAACUGUGUCUGGCCAUCGCCGCCAUGUUGGUCUGUCUGCUGACGUCACAGAGCCACGCCCAGGACACGCCCUUCCCCCACCAGGGUGACCCCGAUGACCCUCACGGGGGCGUGCCCAUGGGCGUCUCCAACAGCUUCUGUGAUAAUGCUGAGGAUUCCAUCAGUAUAGACUGGGACCCCGAGUCAACGGAGGAGUAUACCUGUCCGGAGGGACAGAGGCGAGGGCUGGGAGACGCAGAGAUAAACACACAGACCUGUGAGGACGAGGCAAAGAAGCCUAUUCACAAGUGUUACCCAGAGGAGAUAGAUUAUUCGGACGAUCCCUUGCCUACAAGCGGCCCCCACCGCCCCCUGUGGCCCAAGUACGGAGAGUACAGAUACGUCCCCCCUCAGAGAUGGCUCCACAGUCUGGAGCAUGGGGCCAUUGUGUUCCUGUACCACCCUUGCGCUGACAAGGGAGAAGUGGACUUGUUCAGGACGGUUUCCAACCAGUGCCUCCGGCGGCACAUUCUCUCCCCUUACAAGGAGAUGCCGGAGGGUGUGAACUUUGUCCUGCUCUCCUGGAAGUGUAAGCUGCUGCUGAGCAACGCAGACAUGGAGGAGAUGGUGCGGUUUGUCAGGGACCAUGCCCUGAGAGCCCCAGAGGGACACGUCUACAACGACGGCCAGUACUCCAAGGCCCUUCUCCACCCGGCCAAAAUGGUGUCCAACAUCAUGGAUACUCAGCUCUGUCCCCAUUUUUUCAAGAUGAGGCCUGUUUACGAAAGGAUAAAGGCAGACGCCGUCAACCGAAUGCAGACGGGAUCGCUCAUUGACCAGCAGGUGAUGGAGAGUGUGGAGCGACUGCUGCAACGUCUGGGGCACUGAGGGGCACAACAAGGGGAACAACAACAACAACAACAACAACAACAACACCUACAGCGACAGCAACAACGAUAACAACAGCAGCAACGACAGCAACGACAAUAAUAACUUCUACAAAAGCAACAUCAGCAAUAGCAACAACAACAACACCUACUACAGCGACUGCAACAACGAUGACAACAACAACACAACAAUAAUAACAAGAGCAACAGCAACAACAACAGCAGCAACAAUAAUGACUACACAACAGCAGCAACGGUAACUUCUACAGCAACACAGGGAUGGAUGGUAUUAGAAGACGCGGAUGGCAUGGAGCGUUGAAUGGAUUAUUUUUUUGUGAUGAUGUGUGAGGCAGCGUGGUCAAAUCAGGCGCUCGUCAAAAUAACGAAAUGAGAACACCCGGCAUUUUUCCACCAGUUUAGAAAUUUUUAUGGAAUUGUUUUUUUUACUUAACCUUGCUUCACAAAAUUUUGAGCGAUUUGGAUGGAUAAUAAGAAAGAAAUGACUUUUUGAUCAUUAUGUCAAUUUUCUUGGCCAUCACUCUUGUUUUUUCAUGUAUGCGAAUUUGACAAUAUUAUGCUUUCACGUAAACGGAUGUUUUGUCUUCAAACUGUGAUCACAAAAUGGGCACAAGCUGUACCCCCGUCCAAUCCCCCAGGGUUGUAGAAAGUCCCGGGGUGAAUGAAUGAGGUGAGCACAUCAGAGGGAUGUUGCCUCGUUCCUCAGCGGGAAAAACUCUUUGAUCUAUCGUUUAUAUACAGUCGAACUUGUCUACGGCGACCACAAUUACAGUUGCUGAUAGUAUAAAAUGUAAAAAAACCCACUCUUCUCAAAGUUUAGAGGGAUUUGGGUGGAUAAUAAGAAAGAAAUUAAUUACUUUUUUUCUACUUUUCUGAAACGACGUUACCAGAUAUACAUGAACAGAGUCCGAGUACUCUAGCAAUAUUCAGCUGUUGGUAAAAAAAAUAAAAAUUUUUUUUUAGCAACAUUGUGUAAAGAUAAUUCCUAUAGAAUUCUUUUUUACAAUUGUUUUUCUGAGUCAGACUCGUUAAAUUUACACGCAACAGCCAUGACAAAACUGCUGCUGAGUGUCGGAGGGGAGGUCACCACCGGAAUGUUCAGCUCUGAGUCAGAGACCCCCCCCCGAGCAUCCACUGUAGUUCUUUUAAAGGUGCUUCGUCUUUCCUUUUACUGUAAAGUAUCUACGCAGUCAAACAAACCGUAUUGGUUGAUUUUUCCUGAAAUGACGAAACUUUGGUGAGUGGAUUUUGUAUUGCAAUUUUAUUUUUUUUUUACUUGGGUUUUUUAAUUCUGCUUAAACUAUGAUAGAUCUAAUUAUUUUUUUAUGAAUUUGUGAAACUCAUAAAAUGUUCCCAGUUGUGUUCCUUCAGCGUCGUCUUUAUCAGUCUCACUCGCUCAGUACACGCAGAAGACUCACAGCUGAUCUACUUUAUGAAUUGUCAAAAAAAGACAGGUGUUGUUACAAAAAAAAAAGAAAAAGAAGAAGGAAUGCUUGAAAUCACA